CCGGCGGCGGCGGAGGGGGGAGAGACCCAGGUCAGGCCGGGGCCGCGUAGCGCUACCGGGAACCGGGGCUGCCCCGCUCCGCUCCGGUUCCCGGCUUCCCGCCGGGCCGAGCGGAGCCGAGCUGAGCUGAAGAGAGGCGGGCACCGGCGAUACAACCGGCGGGGCGAGCGCGGGGGCCGCACGCCGACCCCCGCCGCGGGGCUCCAGGGAUCCGGGAGCGGCGGGCGGCCGUCGGGGAUGUCCUACAAGCCCAUCGCUCCCGCCCCCGCUACCCCCGGAGCCGCCAGCGCCAGCCCCGCCCCGCCGGGGCCCGGGGCACCGUCCGCCGCCACGAGUGUCCCGUCGCCCUCCGGUUCCGUCCCUGGCGCCGCCGCCCCUUUCCGGCCGCUCUUCAAUGACUUCGGGCCGCCGUCCAUGGGCUACGUGCAGGCCAUGAAGCCCCCCGGGGCGCAGGGCUCGCAGAGCACCUACACUGACCUGCUCUCGGUCAUCGAGGAGAUGGGGAAGGAGAUCCGGCCCACCUACGCCGGCAGCAAGAGCGCCAUGGAGCGGCUGAAGCGGGGGAUCAUCCACGCCCGGGCGCUGGUCAGGGAGUGCCUGGCAGAGACAGAGCGAAACGCCCGCACGUAACGGCAGCUGCCGCCCGGGACCCCCCGGGACCUCCCGGUGGUGGCGGCGGGGGCGGGGGGGCAGCCGUGCUGCCCGAGCCCCCCCUCCCCGCUCUCUCCGCUCUUUAUAAAUGCGUGUUUUUAUAAAUAAAGGAUGAUGUUGGGA
Molecule: messenger RNA, 774 nt
Organism: Prinia subflava (tawny-flanked prinia)
Lineage: Eukaryota; Metazoa; Chordata; Aves; Passeriformes; Cisticolidae
Gene: CDK2AP2
Product: cyclin dependent kinase 2 associated protein 2
Exons: 4
Coding region: 238-630 (130 amino acids)
Biological process (GO): regulation of microtubule cytoskeleton organization; negative regulation of G1/S transition of mitotic cell cycle
Cellular component (GO): nucleus; microtubule; cytoplasm
Source: RefSeq, a predicted model, not a curated record